Galeopterus variegatus (Sunda flying lemur) is the source of this 1164-nucleotide messenger RNA. RefSeq names its product heme binding protein 2 (gene HEBP2). The record is from RefSeq and is a predicted model, not a curated record. Gene Ontology annotation, cellular component: cytoplasm. The transcript is spliced from 5 exons. NCBI's taxonomy places the organism in Eukaryota, Metazoa, Chordata, Mammalia, Dermoptera, Cynocephalidae. Bases 1 to 798 code for a protein of 265 amino acids.
AUGGCCGCAGGGGUGCGGGCAGAUGCUCCCUCUCGCCUUUCUCUGAGCUCAGCCGCGCCGAGACCCCCGCGCGGGGCAGGCGGCCGCUCACGCCGCUGCUCAGGAGGAGACCGGCAGCCGAAGCGGCUCGCAGCGCGGGUGUGGCCGCGGGAGAGGCGCCCAAACCGGUUCCACAGAAACCGCGCCAGCCGGCUGCUCCGGCCUCCUCCACCCCGGCUCCCCACGGCGGCCCACGCCGUGGAGACGCCAGGCUGGAAAGCCCCGGAGGCCGCGGGCCCCCAGCCUGGAAGUUAUGAGAUCCGACACUAUGGACCAGCCAAGUGGGUCAGCACUUCCGUUGAGUCUAUGGACUGGGAUUCAGCCGUCCAGACUGGCUUUACAAAACUGAACAGCUACCUUCAAGGCAAAAACGAGAAAGAGAUGAAAAUAAAGAUGACAGCUCCAGUGACAAGCUAUGUGGAGCCCGGUUCGAGUCCUUUUAGUGAAUCUACCAUUACCAUUUCCCUGUAUAUCCCCUCUGAACAGCAAUCUGAUCCGCCCAGGCCUUCAGAGUCAGAUGUCUUCAUUGAAGAUAGAGCCGAAAUGACUGUGUUUGUACGGUCUUUCGAUGGAUUCUCUAGUGCCCAAAAGAAUCAAGAACAACUUUUGACAUUAGCAAGCAUUUUGAGAGAAGAAGGAAAAGUUUUCGAUGAAAAGGUUUUCUACACCGCAGGCUACAGCAGUCCUUUUAAAUUGCUUGAUAGAAAUAAUGAAGUGUGGUUGAUUCAGAAAAAUGAACCCUCCAAAGAAAAUGAAUGAGAAAAUGAAAGAAGUUCCAUUGCCAAGGGCAAAAUUUCUGUUUAAUAUAGACAUCAACACUACCUAUAGGUAACAUGUAUGUCUAGUGCCUUCUAGAGAGCACUGCUGUGGGUUGAGCUUAUUUCCAGUGUGCCUUUUUAAUGCUUGAAGCUUUAUCUGGAUACACAGACAAUAGGGGACAGCAGUCUAUAAACAUGUAAAUUAGUCAUAACCAUGGUAGUCUUUAUUUCUGUGAGGAUCAAGGGAAGUCAUGUGACUUCUGUCUUCUUCAGUGCAUUGCAAUCAUGUUGCCUUAUUCUGCCUGGAUUUGUGUCAGUUGGAUAUUAUCACCUCCAGAUAUUAUCAAUAAAAAUAUUAAAAGAUUUA